AUGUAUGUUAUUAUUAUUUGCUGGUUGGUUUCUAUUGGAGUUCUUUUCAAGGACAUUGAUCGGGUUACGCAGAUUGGUAUGCUUAUGACUGUUUAUGAUAUGGUGGGUUUUCCUCUAGCUCUCUAGCACUCUCUCAAGUUGCUAUACUGUCUUUAGCCUUCUCUAGUUGUCUAUCACCCUCUCAUAUUUCUGUGAUCUCUGGCUUUCCUCUCCGUAUCUACCAUCUUCCUGAGUUUCCUAACCUAUCUCUGGUUGUCUAGUUGCAAUGAUAUUCCUCUCUACGUCUCUAGCACCCUUACAUUGUCUAGCUGUCUAGCACUCUCCCAAACUCUAUGCUCUCUGCCACGUGGGAAAAAAGUUUACAGCAAAAAACUUUUUUUGCAGAUGAGCUUCAUUAUGUGCUACACCCUUUUGCUCUGCGAUAAAAAUGUGCAGGAUGUGAUGUCGAAAAAAUUGUCGAUAUUCUACAAGACUCCGAGUAGCGUUGCUGUGGCACACGUGUCAUAA
This is a messenger RNA of Caenorhabditis angaria, 507 nucleotides long. The record is from the annotation of a GenBank genome assembly. Lineage: Eukaryota; Metazoa; Nematoda; Chromadorea; Rhabditida; Rhabditidae.